Aphanomyces invadans is the source of this 2011-nucleotide messenger RNA. RefSeq lists its product as hypothetical. The record is from RefSeq and is a predicted model, not a curated record. The transcript is spliced from 8 exons. Gene Ontology annotation, cellular component: RNA polymerase II transcription regulator complex. Gene Ontology annotation, molecular function: RNA polymerase II cis-regulatory region sequence-specific DNA binding; DNA-binding transcription factor activity, RNA polymerase II-specific. The coding region runs from base 48 to 1766 and encodes 572 amino acids. NCBI's taxonomy places the organism in Eukaryota, Oomycota, Saprolegniomycetes, Saprolegniales, Verrucalvaceae. Gene Ontology annotation, biological process: regulation of transcription by RNA polymerase II.
GAAAUACCCCGCUAAAACGAGGCAACAUCGGCAAGGUGACGACGAGCAUGACGAUGGACGUGUCGACGAAGAAAAGCACGAGCCCGACAAGAGGUAGAACACACAGUAGAAGCAUGGACAUGUCCCCCGCGAGCCCCAUUUACGAGAGACAAGGCAGAGUGGACAAUCCGAGUCCUGUGCGGUGUGCAGCCGCUGAAACGAUGAUGACUCUCUUCAUGAACUCUUCCAGAGAAGCGGAAGAGAGACUCACACGCGAACAAAAGCGAGACCAUCAAACGGUCAAGAAAAUCCGCGCCAAAGGUGGCCACAAAAAGGUUUUUGCCAACGAUCAAACUGACGAUCCUGCCUCCGUCAAGAAAGCCAAAUCCAGUGCAUCGAAGCUAGUCCCGAAGCUCAAGAAGGUUCAACCCAUCACUUCUGCCUUCGGCGCGACAGAUUCGUCCCCGCAUACAACAAAACCGGAAGUCAAGAUGGAGGUGUGCGACGAUUUCGACGAUGUGAUGCCACGCAAAACCAAGAAAAAAGGCGAUCUGAAGAGCAUUCGAGCUUAUGAUUCCCGCUUUAUCCAAGAAAAUAUCCGCAUGGGACGUUACACUGUCGAGAACAACGGCCUCAAUUGUGAGAAGCGCGCGCGUAGUCCCGAGCGGGUGCAGGACGAAAGCACAUCCAAAUUCUUGUUCGCGACGUCGAUGACAGCCAACUUAACGCUUGAAGAGCAACUGCACAUGGUGUCAAACCCUUCAUACAGCCGCAAAGAAAAGUCGUUGGGGCUUCUCUGUGAAAAUUUUCUUCGCCUGUACUGUAACGACGAAAUCGAAGACGUGUCGCUGGACAUAGCGGCGUCGAAACUUGGAGUGGAGCGCCGCCGAAUCUACGACAUUGUAAAUAUCCUUGAGAGUAUUCACAUUGUAAGCCGAAAGCGAAAAAACCUGUACAACUGGCAUGGACUGAAGUCGCUCCCCACAACGAUCCAUGAAAUGAAGGAACGGUAUGCACAAGAAGACAAUGAGUCUGGCAAUGAAAGUAGCAACAGUGGCGACGACGGCUGUAAAGGAUCAGACGCAGCCCGCCGACGAGGCAAGUCUCUGGCGCGACUGAGCCAACUCUUUGUCAAGUUGUUUCUGGACGAAGAAAACAUUAUCAUUCCACUGGAUUUGGCGGCGAAAGAGUUGAUUCAGCGUGACGAAGGUCUUGGUGAAAUUGGAGGCAACGUGCUCAAAACCAAAAUCCGCAGACUCUACGACAUUGCGAACGUCCUUGUCAGCGUCGGGUUGAUCGAAAAAGUGCUCGUUCCGCAUUGUCGCAAACCGCUGUUUCGAUGGUUUGGCGGGCGGUUCAACCCCGACGUGUGCGGCAUCCGUCGAUGGGGCGAAGGCGACGAAACCAUGGUGAAAGAAGACGAUGACGGAACCAAGAUGGUCGUCGAUGCCAAGGUGUACGGAGACGACAGCAUUGCGUCGGACACAGAGAGCGACUCGGAAGUGUACGCCCGCUCGACCCCUCUCCACCUAGCGACGCUGUUCCAGGCAGCAGUACCUCCCCUAUCGACUCUGAAAGCGCGACGAAGCAAAGACACAGAGCGCCUGAGUUCCCUUCUCGUGAGCGCCCAAGGCGAGCUCAUCAGCAUGAACACAACCAGCCCUCAAUCUGUCGCCGAAGUGGGCCUGGCCUCCCUUCGACCACACAAGCUCGCCGACGAACACACGGCGGCACCGUCCAAGUGUAUAGCAACUGGUCGUCCCCAGUCCGCAGCGCAAGCGUCGUAGUACAUGCUGCCCCGAUCUUAUGUAAGUUGAAAAAUACACGCCAAUUGUCAGUGUAGUGUUUACUUGGACUCUGUUAAUAACUCGACAUGAGCGUUUCCUUCAACUCGGCGUCAGUCGUCUCUGGGACUGUCUGCCGCGACGCCACCAUGUCCUGCAGGAACCUGUACACGAACAGGCCGACCAUGAUGACAACGAGGCCGACGACAUCCGUCGUGUGGAGCGGCUGGUGCUCUGGCAUAAAUGGA